CAGACUCUUGAGACUCAGCAGUCAGUACUGGAGAGGACUGAGCUACCAGAGGAGCUGACUAGAGCUUCUGGAUCACAGAUCUGGAUUUUUUUUACUUUAACACCACUGACAGAGAGGACUGCUGCUAUUGGAGAUGACUGGAUUGUCACUGCAGGAGCAGCAUCCCUCCACUUUGGGAACUUUUCUCUGUCCUGAGAGAGUUACUGGGGAGGUUUGAUCCAAGAGGCACAAAAAUUGGAGAAUUUCUACCUCAGUCAGGAGUUAGGCGCAUUCAGAAAGGAUCAGUUGCAGACCUGUUGAAUAAAAGCCAUAUUCAUAACAAAGUCCAGGAUGAAAACUCAUCUCCUCUGCUUGGAGCUACUCCUUUUGGCAGGUCACAUCCUUGUGGCCAGUGGACAACUGGAGCCAAAGAAACAAAUGCCCCAGCAACCUCUUAGCGUCACUCAGAGACUUGGGCUGGUAGAGAGGGACGUGCAGGGUCCAGUGAGGUCCAACAUCACCAUGCCCCGUCGCCGGCUACCUCCCAUGUGCACCGGACCCACAGAAAUCCGCGACACCUUUAAGUACAUUAACACAGUGGUGUCCUGCCUGGUGUUUGUUGUUGGUAUUAUUGGCAAUUCCACUCUUCUGAGGAUCAUCUAUAAGAAUAAGUGCAUGCGCAAUGGGCCAAACAUUCUGAUCGCCAGCCUGGCACUUGGAGACCUGCUGCACAUCAUCAUUGGCAUUCCCAUUAAUGUUUACAAGCUCCUUGCAGAGGACUGGCCAUUUGGGGUGACUCUAUGCAAGCUGGUGCCGUUUGUCCAGAAAGCGUCAGUGGGGAUCACCGUGCUGAGUCUUUGUGCUUUGAGCAUUGACAGGUAUCGUGCCGUGGCCUCGUGGAGCCGUAUCAAAGGGAUUGGAGUUCCAAAGUGGAUGGCUACGGAGAUAGCGCUCAUCUGGAUAUUGUCCAUAAUCUUGGCUGUGCCAGAGGCAAUAGCCUUCGACAUGAUCACCAUGGACUACAAAGGAGAGCACUUGAGGAUCUGUUUGCUGCACCCCAUGCAAAAAACCGACUUUAUGAGGUUUUAUAAAUCAGCUAAGGACUGGUGGCUGUUCAGUGCAUAUUUUUGCCUACCGUUGGCUUGCACUGCUAUUUUCUACACCCUGAUGACCUGUGAGAUGUUGAGGAAGAAGAACGGAGUCCAGAUCGCUCUUAGUGAUCACCUCAAACAGCGGAGGGAGGUGGCUAAGACAGUGUUCUGUCUGGUUCUGGUCUUUGCUCUGUGCUGGCUGCCUCUUCAUCUCAGCCGUAUCCUGAAGCUGACCAUAUACGAUGAGAAAGACCCAAACCGCUGUGAACUGCUCAGUUUCUUUUUGGUGUUGGACUACAUUGGCAUCAACAUGGCAUCUGUCAACUCCUGCAUCAACCCCAUAGCCCUUUACAUGGUCAGCAAGCGCUUCAAGAACUGCUUCAGGUCCUGCCUGUGCUGCUGGUGCCUACCGGCUGAGAUGUUGAUGGAUGAGAAGCAGUCAUGCAUGAAGCUGAAAGUCACCGACCGGGCUUCUGACCAGAGCAACUCCCGCCUGACCAACAAAUCUACAACUGCCUGAGGAGAGACUCAGAGGAGAGAUACAAAAAAAAGAAAAGAAAAGCACCCCCAAAAUAUUUAAGUAUGGCUGACUGACAGUAGAUAAGUGCCCAUUCUUUCCUCAUCUACAACAUCAUACAAAGUCUCCUUCAACUCCUAACAGACCUUCACUUGGAAAGCCCUCAUUCUAAGCAAAAAACUCUUUAACACCUGCCAUUUUGAAGAGUUGCAUAUUCUCCCUGUCCAAGAAGAAAAAAGCAUCAGUGCACUUCAAAACUCUGUAUUCUUGGAUAACAAGUGUGAGAUGUGUGAAGCAGACAAACUGGUGUUAACAACACUAAAUUUUGAGAACUGAGCAAAGUUCAGCACUAGUGUUAUGCCAAAUUGGGGGUUAAGGGUGGACUGGUGAAGACAGCUCAUCAGGCUCGCAGCCUGGAUAGUGAAUGUUACUUUGAUGCUAUGAAUCUUGUGAUAAGUUCUGCAUUGCAUGGACUAUAUUCGAGUGUAAUGCUGUGUUAUGUGUUGCUACCACACACUGCAGCAGCUUGGACAAAAUUAAACAGUGAAUUUAAAGCUCUUGUUUUCAUUUUUGUUUUUUGUUUUUUUGUUUGUUUUUUUUUUUUGUAUGUAUGUAUUUCUUUUAAAAUAUAUGUAUGUAUUGAGCAUUUUGCAUACUUUAUCAUUUGCCACAUUAGUGCCUUCAUGUGUGUUGUCUCUGUGUCAUUUUCCCACUAGUUACUAAACUACUGAUGUUGUGCAUUUUAGGUUGUGUGACCAUUCAGCUAUUGUAUUAUACUGUUCAAUACUGGGCCUGUUCAUGAGGCUUCAUGUGUUUCGUGACUGUAUUUGCUCAAUAUUAUCUUAAGCUGACUUAUACCUCAGCUGUUAUGACAAGAGGUAGAGUUUCUUUUUGCAAUAAAGAAAAUGAGAAAUAUAAUACACAAGAACCUA
Lates calcarifer (barramundi perch) is the source of this 2519-nucleotide messenger RNA. RefSeq names its product endothelin receptor Ba (gene ednrba). Gene Ontology annotation, molecular function: endothelin receptor activity. The coding region runs from base 331 to 1590 and encodes 419 amino acids. NCBI's taxonomy places the organism in Eukaryota, Metazoa, Chordata, Actinopteri, Centropomidae. Gene Ontology annotation, biological process: G protein-coupled receptor signaling pathway; enteric nervous system development; vasoconstriction. Gene Ontology annotation, cellular component: membrane. The record is from RefSeq and is a predicted model, not a curated record. The transcript has 8 exons.